GGCUAAUGGCGUGGCCAAGGUGGCCCCACCCACGGGGCGCCCUGGGAAGAGGCGGGAAAGUUUGAAACGUGGAGAGUUCGGGUUGUCCGAAGCCAGAUGCCCGUUAUUUGGGCAAAGAGUUGGCACUGCCCUCUCCUCUAGGCUCCUCUGGAGGUCCUCUGAAUUUGGAUAGACACCCCGCCCGGAUUGUUCUCCGUUUUCUUUCCUUUAGCCUCGUUUUCUGCUAUGGUUUCCUCGAGAAAUGUUACCUGCAAAAUUGCAAGGAUUUGUCCAGGGGUACUUGUACCGUUUCAGCCAUACUUGCGCUAUAGAAAAAAAUUCCUGUUUAAGGCAGCUAACUGAACUUCGAGAAGGCAAACGUUUUCAAACUGUGGUUACAUGACUUUUCUAUACAUGUCAUUAGGAACAAAGUGGCUGAUUUGGGGUCACCGUGUUGUCCUCCUGGGCAGAGAGAGAGAGAGAGUGCGUGUAGGCGAGGCAAAGAGGUAACCUCUUUGCAGCUGUUUCCAAGCGAAGACAAACGGGUCUGAGCUUCUCUUUCCGAGUUCAAACCGGGAGAGAGAUUGGCCGUACUCAUGAAAAAGUCAGAUAAACAAAGCUUGGGAAAACCCUCUGCACUGGAUAGCCAACCUGGGACAUCCAAGGAUGCCUUAAAGCAGAUGCGCCAGACCCCGCUUUCCAAAGAAACCUCUAAAGUUAGCUUGAUUUCCCAAUCCAAGAUGACUUCGUUCAGCAAAGAGUUGUUCAACACCUGGCGAGAUAUUCGUUGGUUCCAAAUUCCUUUGUCAUCUUUGAGGAGACCCAAAGCUGGUCUCUUUAGCUUCACCUUCCAGUCCAGCCUGCAGAAGUACCAGCAGCUUCGGAAAACAAAACGACUGAAAGUUGGCAGGCCCUUCUCUGUCCUGCCUUUCCCUAGCUUAUCCUUGCCGUUUACGGAUCCUCCAUCGUUUCCAGAUGCAUUGCGGGGUGAUAAUCACAGAUCUUCGAGAAAUGAUAGAUCUAAAGUCCGCAAAAGACUCUCAGCCCAUAGAAAUGAGUCUCGGGAUUUCCUGCGACGGAUGCAGAAGAAGCUUCAGAAGCACCAGCCCUCUCCAGAGGUGCUUCACCCAAAACGCGUCUGCUCUGCAGCCGUUUCCGGCCAGCAGUGGGUAACGGGCCUUGGCAGGCGCCCCCGCAAGAAAUCCAAGAAGGGAGAUCCUGCUCCCCCAGCCGAGACCCUGGGAAGAGGGGAAGCCUCCUGUGAACGGAGCGAAUCCAAGUCUCCCUUGGAAGAGGACGAGGACAUCUUCCCUCCAGACUGGUCACCUCCAUCGUUUCUGUUCAAGGAAGAGCCGCCGCCUCCUCCCAGCCCUGGGCCUGGACCGCUGUCCGAGCCCGGAAGCUCUCAGGAAACGCCGGACGGCCCUGAAGGGCUUGAGUCCACAAAGGAACUGGAGCAGGAAGACGCUGCCCCUCCAGCCGACGCCCUGGGAAGAGACGAGGGCUGCCGUGGACGGAGCAGCCCCAGGUCUCCCCUGAAGGAGGACGCGGGGAUGUUCCUUCCGGACUGGCCGCUGAGGCAAAUUGCAUUUCUGUACAAUGACGAGUCGCCUCCCCUCAGCCCCGUCCCUGGGCCCUCGGAACCCCGAAGCUCCCAGGAAGCGGCAGACGUCACGGAAGAGGCUGGUGGGUCUCCAAGGGUGGAAGGUCCCUCUUCGUCCGCCCCGCUGCAUCUACUGCUGCCCCCCUCUGGGAAUUCCUCCAGGAGCAGCCCCUCGGCCUCCUCUGAGGAGGUUUUAGGAGAUCCUGGGGGAUUCAUGGUGGACUCGGAUGAGGAGGAGGAAGAUAUGGACGACAGCAGCCUUGUGCCCCUCAGAGACCUCCUCCACAUGGAGGAGUCCAGCUCCAGCAGUGUGGACAUGAGCAUGUGCCCAUCGCCAAGACCGGAGAGUUACCUGAACAGCCUGGACAAGCUUCUUGAAGAGAAAAGAGAGCAGAUACGAGAGGACAGAGAGCUGGAAAGAAGCCUGGGCAGCAAGCUGCUCUUCUCGAAGUGGUCCACUGCUGGGGAGUCCAGCGAAGAAAACGAUGCUUCAUUGCUUGAUACUCAGAGGUUGGUCCUGGAGCAAUUCUCCAUCAGUGCUGGUUCCAUCCCAACUGUACACCCUGGUGAACAUAUUUUCAGGCCUCCUCCUUACCCGAGGUCUGCUUUCGUACUUGACACCGCUGGGCUUGCGCCGCAGAACCGUCUGGAAAGCUUGCUCUUCAGCUCCAGCUCCAGCACCUCUCAGCAGUUGGCGAUCCUGCACAGUGGCAGCCUUGGGUUCAUCUAUCACGGAAUAGCCAAGUGCCCCCUCCCUGUUCUGCGCUGGCUUUUCCAGUUGAUGUCUUUGAACCCAGAUGCCUCAAGAGAUGCCUUCCAGACCCUCUGGAACAUCAGCACUUACCAGAACAUCUCUUCCGACACUGGUCUUUGGUGCCCGGAGCUGAAGGACAUCACCCAAGCUUUGUACAAUUUCGGAGCCUGUGCUUCUGCCUUGUUCCCUGCUGGACUCGUUCAGCAUGAAUUCAUAUCGGAAAUCUUAGAAUUCCCAGAAUACUCUUCUCGUCCCGCAGACAUUAAGAAUGAAAAUAUCUGUUUCCAGCUUAGCUUCAUAACAAUGCUGGAAGAUACAUUCAAGUUCCUGACAUUGUGUGUGACAAGCCAGCCGCGCUGCUACCCGGACCACCAGCGCUUGGCCAUCCUUGCACUAUUGUGUCGGGUCAGCCUGGACCGGAAUCUGCGGAAACAGCCCCUGAUAGAUUUGCAACAACUGCUGUUGGUUCUGCUUGAAGGCAUCCAGAAAUGGAAGGAAACG
This is a messenger RNA of Crotalus tigris (Tiger rattlesnake), 2837 nucleotides long. RefSeq names its product protein FAM178B-like. The record is from RefSeq and is a predicted model, not a curated record. Lineage: Eukaryota; Metazoa; Chordata; Lepidosauria; Squamata; Viperidae. The annotation marks the transcript as partial. The transcript is spliced from 14 exons.